UCUAUUUUCCAUUGUUAUACAAAAGACGCAUCGCUCUGUGCACACCGAGGACAAGCCCCUCUCUCCAGACAGGAGCGGUCCUGUCACUCCCAACAUAUCUACGGAUUCUGCCUGAAGAUGUGAGAACAAAGUUGUGCCCAUUACAACUUCACUGAAAGACAUGGAAUCUCUUGUUGGUUUCAGUGUCUCCCUACUUGUGUAUAGUGUUGUGGUGGUCUCUGCUCUUCCACUACUUGACACAGGGGUAGCACCCACAUUUACAUUACCACAACAAAUUUCUGGACGUCAAAAUGGAGUGCCCAAAGGGAGGUCUGUCUCAGAAUCUAAGGAGAUUGAGGGAAAUAUGCAAAAUAAAGAAACACAUUUCCCAUAUACUGCUGCUAUUGUUGUUGCUCCUGUACACAUGAUCACUGAAAUGAAGAAUGGGGGAAGGAAGCAUGGUGCUGGAAACGAGAAGAUGUCUCACAGUGUGGGGUCUCAGAUGGAAGGACUCCAGACUGACAGUCCUGGAAGCUCUGUGAAAGUAAAGGGCAAUAACCACAGAAGGGCACACAGACCCACUAAUGACCCAGCAUCACUUCACCUAGAGAAGCCAAGAGUGCCAGUCAGCCCUCACAGUAAUGUAAGGGCAAUGCCUUCAGUUAUGACUUCAGUUAAUCAGACUCUCAAACUCAAGCACAAAGUCUUAGGCUCUGUUGAUCUGAAGACCUCUGCUGAGAGAACUCGACCUCAUAAAGCUGGAAGUCUAAAUCACUUGGCACUUCAAAAAGAAGAAGAUGGAGACAUGUCUAAUGAGGAUGGAGAGACUGAGAGGCUGCAAAAUCCAUCCAUGAUCACUAGAUUAAAGCAUACAACUCCAGCAGUUGGUUCAAAAACUUUCAGAGGCCCUGAAGAUGUCCUAGAAUUACAUUCAGAGGGUGUUAAGUCCGGUAAAAGGCGAAGAGCCAGUGUCAUUGCUGGGGAUGCCAUGGAGAAAGCCACUUUGAUAUAUGCCACUAAGGAACCCAAGAUGAUAAGUGAAGCAGUCAGUUCAGGGGAGCAGAAAAGUAGCCCUUUUGUAGGGGCAACAGAAGUGAAGCCAACUUCAACAAUAAUUGAUUCCAGUCAGACAAUCAUAAAGGCGUCAGAAGGUCCGAUCACCUACCCAGAGAGAAGCCAGACAGAUGUAGUGCAGAACCCUUCAAGAAGAAAAUCUGUAAUGAAGGAGAAAAGCAGAGAUGUUUUUGUAAACCUUGACAGUCUUGACAGAACCAAGAUUGCCUUGCCAGAGACUGAAGUGGGAACGUCCAGAGAGACACAGAAUGAGAGAAAGAAAUGGUCAUCGAAGGACGCCAUGGGAAUGAAUUCAAGGAAUACCAGCAAGACAGACAACUCACUCAACAGACCUCAGGUGUCAAGCAGAACAGAAAAUAAAGAGGCUAUAGUCCUGUCCAAGGAAAUGCCAGAAGACAGAAAGGAAGUCCAGACUACCAUCACAAGCCCGAGCUUUCUGACACGAAAAAGUUUGUUAUUGACUACAACAGUCAACGAGCCUACAGUCUCUUUCACUCAAAUGAAAACAAUCGGCCCUAAGCUUGAAGAGAACAUGCAAGCAAAAACACCUUCAGACGACUUUAAUGACUUGAAAAGUGAGACCAUCCAUCCUACCUCCCAUCUAGUUGGCCCAGACAUCCCAGAAGGCAUGACACUAUCCUCUCAGAGCCCAUGGAUACAAACAAAUGGGUCUUCUUAUACACCAGUGUCAGAAUCCACCAGUUCAGCAAAGAGUGCCCAUUCGAAACUGCUGCCAACCACAAGUCAAGGACUGAAAAGUAAAACUGAAAAGGAUAACACUUCACACAGCAAAAUCGUGGCGCCCUCUUCAGAGGAUGUGCAGGUAUCACUGCCAGCAUUUAAUGUAACCCAACUCCCUGGAGUUCAGCAUCUGACCACAUCCUUCACUGAAAGACCUAUGCCCUCACAACUGGACUUAAUUACACCCAUAACGACAGCCUUGCAUCUAUCGGAUACCAGCAAUCCACCUAAUGUAACAAGAUCCUUUAUGCAAACGGACAGAAACACUCAUCCACCAAAAACCUCUGAACCAAAUUUUAGUGAACUUCCAAUCAAUUUACCUUCUCCAGAAACACCAGGACCCUUGGAUCUGGAUCUUAGUUCACACCCUUUUGAAGUUAUGGAGCCAUCAGAUUUGGAUCUUCAAGCAUUCUCCUCUGAAACACAAGACAUAGAAGACCUGGAUCUCAGAACACUGCCAUUUGAAACUCCUGAGUUAACAGAUCUAGAUAUGAGUACUCCUCCUUCUGAAAUUCCAGGGAUGUCAGACCUUGACCUAGCUGUAUCUGAAGUCCCAGAGCUGUAUGAUUCUGACCGCGCAGUGCAUUCCUCUGAUGCACUAGAGAUAUCUGAUCUAGACUUCAGUACUCCAUCUUCUUAUAUAACUGAUAUCCCAAAACUAGACCUCAGCACAACAGCCUCUGACAUGGUGGAGGAGCUCAGCAUCCUCCCCUCAGAUACACCAGAGGUCUCCAGUGUUGACCCUGGCUUACUACUUUCUGAUAUACCCGAAGACCCUAAUGAAGACUCCAGUGUGUCCCAUUCUGAUAAUACACAGUUCUCUGAUAUGGAUCUUGGCACAGCUUCUCCUGAUACAUCAGAGUCAUCGUAUGUGGAUCAAAGGGCACCAUCUUCAGAAACAAUGGAGGCAUCUGUGCUGAACCUUAGCACACCAUCCCCUGAAACAUCAGAAACCACCCCUAAGGGGAACCUGUCUUUAUCUCCUUCCAAAAUCUCAUCUCCAGGUCAGGAGGAAGAUGCAGAUUUUCAGCCAUCAGUCAGAUCCCCCUCUCCUUCUUCUUUACCACCAUCUAGUGUAACAACAUUCUUUUCAAAGAACCCUGAAAAAUCCUAUGAAACAUCCAUGCUGCCAACUGUGUCUGUACUGGUAGCAGACACCGUUCCAGUAUCUAUACAACCAAGGCUGUCCUGGAUAUCCACCACUCAUUCUGAAACAGGAGACACCCAAACAUCUAACAAAACUGCUUCUGUCAGCAUGCAGACUCACUCCACUGUGACUUCUAGCAGCAGGCAUUCAGGAAGCCUGGUUAGCAGGCUGCGGCCCCCUCCUGAAACUGGACUGGAGGACCUGGAGAAACUGGAGUCUGAAGAGGAGCAUGACAGUGAGGAAAGAGAUGAAGAGGAAGAAGAGGAAGAGGCAGAAGACACACCUGAAUCUGAUGAAGAUGAGAGUCAGGAGGAUGACUUGGAGAUGUUUGCUGUGACCCUUGUCACAGCUUCCCCGAGCCAAACUCCAUAUCAUCUUCCUGCUGGGAAUGACUGGGCACAGCGCAACCAGGGUCUCGUGCAAAGCUGGGUGGAGAAAAUACGAGACAAGGCAGGCUAUGUGUCGAGCAUGCUGGCUCCUGUUGGCAUUGGCAUUGCCGGGGCACUCUUCAUCCUUGGAGCCCUUUACAGCAUCAAGGUGAUUCACCGCAAGAGGAAGAGCAGCUUCAAGAGACAGCGUCGAAAGCACAGGGAAAUGAGCACCAGACAGGACAGAGUGAUGCUACUGGCUGACAGUUCGGAAGAUGAGUUCUAAUUCUGUCAGCAUCCCCACUUCUCUAGCAAUAAAUCCUUCCAACAUCUUUUGGAGCUUUCGGCACCUUCACUGCAUCUGGAGCUCAACCGUGUGUCUUACAUUACCUCAGAUAUUGCUCCAUCCAUUUGGACCAGCCUUUGUGGGGAUUGGGUUUGGGAUGGGGAUUGGAGAAGAGGAGUGGGUGAAAAAAAAAGAACAAGACUAGGAUCUGCAAAAUGAGCCCAACAAAAAUAAGAUGAGGAUGUCUUAAAUAAGAGACAGUGAAUAGAUAAGAAACUCAAAGAGGCUGAUCAUUCCAUCCAACUAAGUUUAGAGAUUCAUCACUCAGCUGCUUUGGUAGAGGUUGAAGAUGGAGUUCACAUGAAGUUCAGUUUCUGUCAAAGGCUUACCAGGGACUGCCUAAAACUGCUAAGUGAAUCACCUUGAAAGAUCAGUCUAUAUUAAGUCAUGACAUGAUGUGCCACCAUUAUUUAAUAAACUCUAGUAUUCAGUGUUUGAUGAAAGUAAUUUGAAGUAGGACACUGAUUCACACAAGACACAGACAUGGACACAAAUUAGUACAGGCAGACAAUUUCUGGAUAUUGACGACAACGGAAAGAUUCAUCAUGGAAGAGGCAAACAGUGAAACCUUCUUCAUUCACAAGGACAUCAUAGCAACGUCUGAGAAAUCUGAUGUCCUGGUUUUAGUAGACAAUGAAUAGGAUCAUAAAGAAAAGUCUUGAUCAUUAAACACAGAGAAACAAAAUGAAGGCUUGACCAACAUCUGUUAUGCAAGCUAAUUUACAACCUCUGAAAUACCGCAGGUUCUGGAAUUGGACAAGUGACUUCUUUAUUUUUUAAGGCAACGUCAUUUCAAGAACUAGAGAGACACUGCUGUCUGCUGGCUUCAAAUCAAAGAUCUCUUAGUUUCAGAAGAUAAACCUACAACAGAAAAAUCUUCAGGCUAACAUACUGGAUUGUAAAAAAAAAUGACCUAUUCUGGUAGAGACGUCCAUUGUCUUCAGGUGAAUGCCUUAUCCAGUGUUCUUCCAAAUGAGCAACUGCAGCAGACAUCAUUAAGGGCUCGGCCUCUUUGGCUGGGGUGUUUCCUGAUUCCAAGGUAGCCAACUAGUUUAUGGCUUUUCAAAAGCCCAUCCUGUUUUAUUUGAAGAGUUGUACCAUUGUAAUAAUAACCUUGGCUUGAUUUCUCAGGGUAAUGAUCCCACAGUUUUCAUGCAGCCCACUUUUGUCAAAUAUUAAGCUGCAAGCAUGUUUGGCAAGUCCAGUUUCAUCACAUCCUUCCUUGGUGUUGUGGCCACUUUGAUAUCCUUCAGAUCCUCACUGCUCUGCUCUGCAUUCCAGGCUGAUGGAGUGUUUCUACUCUUUCACCUGUUCAUUUUUGUUAUUGUCCAUCCAUAUUUAAACCGUCUCUACAGCGUUUACAUCUCAGUAUGACUAUAUGUUGCUGUUAGGAUGUUCUGGCUUAACACACAAAUGUUCUGUUAGAGAGACAGAUAAGAGUCUACUUUAAGAAAACCAAGGCAUGUCCAAGUUCCAACUCCAGUUUCUUUCAGGUCUAUAAAUGCCCUGCAAAGUCGACCUUGUCAAGGCAGACACAGGGACCCACGCAGAGUGGCUCUUGACGUUUUGGCUCAAAGAGCAGCAAUCCAUUCUCCUUGAAUAGUUUCCAGAAGGGAUAAAUGUCUUGACUAACCACAUCAUUAAUAGCAGGCAGCACUCCAUGGUUAGAAUGGUCAGUGAACUGUCAAAAUCUGUAGUGGUCUCCUAGUUUCUUAACCUCCGUGCUUAAUGUAAAUAAAUAUGCUGAAGUUGUAGUGAUGAUUAUAAUGAAAACACUUUCUUGUUUUGGCUAGUUUUAAUAUUCCAGUUUUUAUUAUCCAUUUUAUCAAUAAUGCAUUUUGCUUGUGUGCUUCAGAAUUUUCUAAUAAAAGUCAUAAACCCCAGACUUAUUAUUCACCCCUGUCAACAGGCAGAGUGAUUUGCUUUGAGUUUUUUAGAUGCUAAGUCACUUAUUAUAUUGUCUUUCCAAUUAAUACUGUGCUUUAUUCUGUCUACUAUACUUGGGUAUCCAUUUCUGCCACUGCUAGGCUGGAUCAAGACCCUCCACAGGCUCCUAGGUGACUUAGCUCCUUACCAGAGCAUUGAUCAUAGAGUGCGGAAACCCAGUCAUUAAGUGCAGUGUGUUAUUUCUCACUCACUUCACCACUUGGUCGGGGUCUCCCUUGAUCAUAUCAGAUACUUGCUUGCUUAGUGGGAGGAAUAGGGGAAGUCUUUUGGUCUCAUAUGGUCAUUUCGGCUCAUAGGAUACUCUUAACAAUUCCUCAAGCUUGAGCGUUCUUAUUAAAAAGGCUCCGUACUGUCACAGGCCCCUGGGUGCACACCUUAAAUGCCAUGAUCGUAGAUCAACACCUGUGGUACAGGUAUCCCUUUUCUUGCUGCUCAGUUUCCCACCUCCUCAUUUUUGCUUCAGCAUGGUAAGUGUUUAUCGAGGAAUGGCAUUAGAGCAGAUGACAUACACUUCGUUACCCUCCCAUGGUCCAAACUGAUGCUGUUAGGGUAACAGACGAUUGAUUGAGAGUUAGUACGUAUACUGUAUGUGUGCAUCAUGUCACGGCCUGGUGUCCUUUUUGCUGCUGGUUGCCGCUUUGCACUUGCAGGGGUUGGAAUAAGUUUUGCUUCCCUACAACUUUUUAUUAAAUAACUAGAUUAAAAAAGCGGAUAGAUUAAUAGGAAUGGUUAAUUGUUGCUAAAGGAGAUAGAUCUUAUUAACACAGAAACAAAGUACUCUAUUCAUAAUGUGCCUCCAGUUUUGAAAAUGUCCUCAUUUUUGGAGUGCCACAGCUUUUCCUUCAUGGCCUCGGGCUAUAAACUAAGGCCUACUCUGCAUGCAUGGCUGUGCCCCGCAGGAUGCCCCUCAUUUCCUGAGCUGUGGGUCAAUGCUUGUUGGCCUCCAUAGUCCUUAAACACUAAACCCAAAGAAAAACCAGUGGGUGUGGUGACUCACCAGGACGGAUGUUGUGUGCUGCCAGUUUAGCAGUCGGGUGCCAUUAGAGAAGCCCAAGCUUCUACUUGAGUUCAGUGUCCCCUGCCCCUGCACAGCUUGCUUGACAUAGUGGAAGUUUCUGUUCAAUUUGGAUUAGUUAUUUUUUUAUGAGAAAACCACAACAAAAUAACUUGGCUCUCUUUUACAUUCUGUAAGAGGAAUACAAUCUCUAACUGGUUUGAGAAAAUGUGUAAAACUGACUUGUUUUCAUUUGAUUGUGUGCACUCGCUCUGGUCCCAAUAUAUACUGAAAUAAAUGAUAACAUGUUAA
Polypterus senegalus (gray bichir) is the source of this 6908-nucleotide messenger RNA. RefSeq names its product armadillo-like helical domain-containing protein 4. The coding region runs from base 161 to 3595 and encodes 1144 amino acids. The record is from RefSeq and is a predicted model, not a curated record. NCBI's taxonomy places the organism in Eukaryota, Metazoa, Chordata, Cladistia, Polypteriformes, Polypteridae. The transcript has 8 exons.